AUGCUGCUGGCUGAAGCAGCCGCUGAAGAACCUUCAUCAGCAAAAUCUGGAAAGAACUUGGCCAACUUGACCAUAGGCACGAAGUACGGGUAUAUCGAACCUGGCCACAGUCAUUCAGACCAGCUUCUCUCCCUUAGACUAACAAAUGUGUCUGGCAGAGAAACCACCAGCUCCAUUGGCCACUUUAUCUACAUAGGCUUUCCCUCAAGCCCCAAAAUGCAGCUCCUCUACUUCAGGCUCUUCUCAGGAGCCUAUAUCCUGAUCCUGAUGCAGAACACAGCCAUUGUCUGUGCUGCGAGGUGGGACCUUCACACCCCCAUGUACAUCCUCUGGUGAAUUUCUUUUUCCUGAAAAUACAUUAUGCUCACAACCCCCCCUAACAUGUUGGCCCACUUCCUGUCCACCAGCAAGUCCUUGUCCUUUGUGUGUUGUUUUGCAUGGUUCUACUUCUUUUUCUCUUUUGGAUAUGAUGAAGGCUUCUUCCUUUGCAUCAUGGCCUUUGACAGGCAAUUUGCCAUCUGCCAUCCUCUGCAUUACCCAUGCAUCAUGACUAAACAGCUGUACACUGGCCUUGUCAUCUUUGGAUGGUCAUGUGGGUUCAUCCUCUUCCUAACCCCACUUGUUCUCAUUUCACAGUUGCCCUAUUGUGGUCCAAAUAUCAUCAAACAUUUUGUGUGUGAUCCUGUGCCAUUGAUGAUGCUGUCCUGUUCUGAAGACACCAUCACUCAGCUCACUUACUCUACUGUCAAUGCUAUUUUCAUGAUUGGCACCUUUCUCUUCAUCCUCUUCUCCUAUGCUCUGGUGAUUCUGGCUGUGCUAUGGAUGCCCUCAGAGGCUGGCAAACACAAAACUUUCUCCACUUGUGCUUCUCAUCUGGCAUUUGUCACUUUGUUUUAUGGCUCCGUUUUGGUAAUAUAUGUUAGUCCUAUAUCAGGACACCCAGAGAAAAUGCAGAAAUUCAUCACCUUAUUUUAUUCUGUGAGAACACCUCUAUGCAAUCCUCUACUAUGUAGCCUCAGGAACAAGGAGAUGAAGCCUGCUCUGAGGAGAAUGUUCAGGAGUGAACAAUGUGUUCAUAAAAUAUAA
Molecule: messenger RNA, 1086 nt
Organism: Equus quagga
Lineage: Eukaryota; Metazoa; Chordata; Mammalia; Perissodactyla; Equidae
Product: olfactory receptor 11H7-like
Exons: 3
Biological process (GO): G protein-coupled receptor signaling pathway
Cellular component (GO): membrane
Molecular function (GO): olfactory receptor activity
Source: RefSeq, a predicted model, not a curated record